Molecule: messenger RNA, 3109 nt
Organism: Paralichthys olivaceus (Japanese flounder)
Lineage: Eukaryota; Metazoa; Chordata; Actinopteri; Pleuronectiformes; Paralichthyidae
Product: chromobox protein homolog 2-like
Biological process (GO): negative regulation of transcription by RNA polymerase II
Cellular component (GO): PRC1 complex; heterochromatin
Source: RefSeq, a predicted model, not a curated record
UAACCGCUGCUAGCCCCGGGGAUAGUUCUGGAGCUAACCGCUGCUAGCCCGCUGCUAGCCGACACAUCCAGGAACAAUGCGCGGCUGUGGCCCGGUGUCCGCGUCUCCACAGCGGCGGUAAAACACCAGCUCACCCCGCAGCCGUGGAACUCACCGUCCAACAGCCGCCGCUGCUCCUCCCGUUGUCCGGUUCCUCUGUGUUUUCACACCGGGAGGCUAGUGCUGCAGGACCGGGAGCAGCCGCGGGCUCGGCCGGGUCACCUGAACGCCUCACCGGACACGAGCUUUAAUCAUGACCGUUAAAAAGCUCCAGUGAGACGUUCACUGACCCGAGUCCUGUUCAUCACAUCAUUAUUAUCUGACAGUUUAAACACUGACACAUCCGGUUCAUCAUCAGGGAGGAGAACAACACGAGGAGCUUCUGAUGGAUCCACUGAAACUAUUAGAAAUGUGUCGCAGACACAACAGUUGGGAACCAGAGGAAAACAUUCUGGACCCCAGGUUACUGGCAGCGUUUCACAAGAGAGAACAAGAGCGGGAGCUGCUGUUCCAGAAGAAAGGGAAGAGGCCGAGAGGUCGACCGCGGAAGAUUCUGCCCGCACCAACCACGGCGAAGGACAGCCGCUCCUCGUCCUCCUCGUCCUCCGUCCUCUCGUCGUCGACCUCCUCCUCCUCAGAAGAUGAAGAGCACACAAAGAAGGCGAAGCCCGGCCCCCGUGUCCACCCCGUCCCCCAGAAGAGGCCCCAGAUCAUGCUCGCCAAACCCGACCCCCCCCUCAAGAAGAAGCGUGGGAGGAAGCCGCUCCACCCCGACGUGAGAGCAUUACGACAGGCGAAGAGCAGACCUCCUCCUCCUUCUCCUCCUCCUCCUCCCUCUCCCCCGCCGACUCCUCCUCCACGCCACCACCAGGUCCUCAGACCCUCCAGAGACGAGGCUCGGCCUGGCGUGAAGAAGCCGCUGCAGCCGGCCAGCUUCACUUACACCGGCCUGAGCAGGAGCUCCAGAGAUGUGGCCGGCUCCGCCUCCUCAGCCAGCAACUUCUCUCAGACCACCGCCGCCAAACCCGGAACGCUCAGCUGCAUCUGGACCAACCGCUCGCUGUCCUCCUCUGCUCCGUCCUCCUCCCACCACAAAGCCACUCUGUCACCACAAAGUAAGAACUCUGUGUCCGAGCUGAAGCGCUCCAUGUCAGAAUCCGGCAGCGGCAGCUUCAAAGUGUCUCAGCUGAAACAAAGCAGCGGUUCAGCAUCGAUGAGUCUUCACAGCAGCUUCAGCGGCGGCCAGGCGGCGGCGCAGCGCUCCCAGCUGAGCCAGAGGAGGCAGGACGCUGUCGGAGGUCAGAGCACAUUGGUUCAACACAAACAGCAGAGCUCCGGUGUCUCCAAACAGUCAUCACUGGCCACAUCUCGAGAACGAGCCAAUCAGGCGCUGAGCCUCCGAGCCCUCAACCUGCAGAGCGUCAGCAAACCACCGGGUGCUGCCGGAUUCCAGAGCAACAACACAGGCAGCGCUGCAGCGUCAAGGUCGAGCUUAAGGAGCGGCAGCAUCGUGAUUAAGGGAGGAGUGGCGAGUAUGAAAGAGACUCGAACAUCAGCGUCAGGGCAGCGUUCCGGUCUGACCGCAGGUGGCGCUGCAGAGCAGGGCAGGGGGAAGGACAUGCUGGCAGGAGGCAGCUCUGGCCGAGGGAGCAGCGGCGGGAGGCAGGAGGACAGGAAACACGGGCUGAACUCUCAGAGCCGGAGCCUGAACGAGCUCAGCACCGGAGACUCCGACGAGACCAGCAGCAGCGAAUCAGAGCACGGCGCCUCCCUGUAUCCCAGCAACAGCCGGCCCAGCCUCGGCAACAAUGCCACCGAAUCGGACACAGAAACAGACUGGCGGCCGACGCGGAACCUUCUGGAACACGUGUUCGUCACUGACGUCACGGCCAACUUCCUCACGGUGACGGUGAAGGAGUCUCCCACCAGCGUGGGAUUCUUCAAUCCACGAAACCACUGAGGCAACGUUGACGCUGCGGCGGCCCGCGGAGCUCUGCCGGAGCCGACGCCCUCCUGCUGCAGCUCUCAGGGUUCCUGCGCCGCUCGUCUACAAACAGCUCGUCACUCUCAGACACUUUUACUCCUGGAGACGUUUCGCAGUUUCAUCCAGUGACGUCAAAGGAGGAAACUCAACAGACAGAUCGUCAUGGACACGAAUCUCCUGCUGUUUGUUGAAACAUCGUAGGAACUCAGAUGUUGAGACGCUAAGUUCAGUCUGUGUGAGGAGGAGUCUGGUCAAGUAUUCGACAGCAUCACCACAGAAACAAAACACUUCAAGUGUUAGGGCCGGUUUAAAUCUACUGAUGGAUGUACGACGCCACCUCUUCAGUGCCUCAGGUUCCACUGCCGCCGCUCAGCUGCUCGCCAGGAUUAGUUUGAUUAGGACGUUUGCUCGUCGGACCUCCAAACACAAUAUGUGGCUUUAUUUUCCAGAGCAGCAUGUUUUGAAAAUAUAUUAAAAAAAGAAAAAAAAAAAAAAGAAGUGAAGUCCGUCUGUGAUCCGUGAACUUUGAACCAUGAACUGAUCCCACGUGGGGUUUUCAAAUCGUCUUUUGUUGUUGGACCAAAGGUGUUUCGAAUGUGAACGCUCCUGUUUUUAAUUUUCUGAUUGUUCCCUGAACGACGCACAGCUGAUUCCUCGCCCUGAUCUCUGUUCUGAGACGUUCCUGCAUCACAACAUUUCUCACUUUUAUACAGUUUUAAAACGUUUUACCGUCACAGUGUCUUUGAAAUAUGUGUUAAUUUAUAUUGUAAAUAUGAUUUCUGUUUCUUCAUGUUGAUCUUUAUCUGGUGCUCAUGUUGGUUUAUUAGCUUCGGACACGUGUAGCCUCUGAAAUAAACCAGAACAACCUGAAGUCUGUCUGCGGCUGCUGUUCACACCUUCACCAGUAGGUGGCUCUGUCAGGCAGCCAAUGAAGCUGCUCAGUGUCAGAGGUCAGAGGUCACGACACCAACUAAAGAUAAAUUCACUUAUUAUUAGAAGUUCAUGUUGAAGAACAAACAGCUUCAUCAUUAUUAUAGAAUUGUUGUUUUAUAAUGUGAGUAAAGUUAUACACCUGGAGGCCGAGUU